GGCAGAGACUGGCUGUUGGCGCUGCACUCGCAUCGUCUGGCUUGCUUCAGCAUCGUUGCUGGCAUGAGAGGACGCCUCACGUUGGUGUGUGCGCGUUUGGCUGCUCGAUGCCAGCGGCUCGUAUAGACACUCAACUCUCCGCACGGCUCAGAAGCUGCCCAAACUCGUACUAGUACACAGCUAACAGUCCUCUUUUACCUCUCGUGUCUUAGGCAAACUCUGCCGCCGUAGCGUGUCGUUGACUCGUCCUUAGCUCGAGUUCAUUGUUCGUAGCAUCAUUUGACAAACAGCAGAUACAACAGGCCACUCGAGUUCGUACGUCUACGCAAUUUGAAAAAGUACGUUAGAGCAAAGGACGCGUGUGGUGUUGCGCACGCGCUCGCGGACUUUUUGAAUACUAGCAGAGCAUAAGCAAGUUGAUAAUAUCAAGAUGAUUCUUCUGCCGCCACAAAUGUACCGUGAGUUUCACCUAAGCAUCGUAAUUGCCAAAAAAAUGCGCAUGAACAUGAAGACACGCGUGCCUCGCAAUCUUUUUGGAUCUCCCGAAAGCAAAGACAGCGUGCAGCUACUGCAAGACACACUCGAUCAGGAGAGGGCACACUUCCAGAGGCGCUGGUCCAUCGAUCCACUCGCCGAAGACGAUGACAAAGAGAACGGACCACAAGGUUGCAACGCCAAAGGUAUGCUGAAUAAGCGUUGCAGUCCUUACACCAAGCAGAGAAGCAUGCACGAUUACUGGCGCUCGCGCAAGGCGUACGAGCUCGGAAAAAGCAGUACAGCUGCCGCCUGCCCAGACGCGCCGAGGCCAGCGCCGGAACAGUCGCCUCCGCGGAUGCAGUCGUCGCUGAGCUUGCCGCCGACGCGCGCCCAGCUUCCUCUGCAGGGGCAAGCCUUGGAGCCACGAGCUCCGUCGUCGACGCACGAGGCACAGCAGCCGCCCGCGCUGCUGCUGCUGGACAUGCAGCAGGCGGACAAACAGUUGGACAAUGUGCAACCGUCGGCGAAUUAGAUCCUUUUGUUCGAACUAGAAACUAAAUUCCAGUUAUCCUAUUUCCGACGGAGUGCGUGUCGGAAAUCAGUCGUCGCUACAUGUAUAUUUAUUGCUCGAUUAUAUUAUACAUAUCGUAUGUCACAUUACUGGUAGACUAUAUGUGCGUAUACCUAGGCUGUUCAUUGGCCAAACGCGCGAACGAUCGCGUUUCGCCCCAAGUCGAUCACUAUAAUUAAACAUGUGUAACCCUAGCGGAACCAAUCACCUUUUAAUAGCAUUAACGUCAACCAAAACUCAUAUAAUCCUUUGUAAAUAUGUUGCGUGGAUAAUGGAGGUUUAGGCCUACAGCCUCGUGGAAGGUCAACAAAAUCAGACUACGCAUUUUUUACUCGCUUUGUAUUCUCUCUUCCCAAAGAUCCGUCUGCUAAAUUUUGUUACAAUGUUCGCUGACUCUCAUACCGAAUGGUUCUUUGGAAAGAACGCGAAGCCCUUCGUUUGCAUUGGAUAAUUCAAUUGUGUUUGGUCUACGAUUCUUAAGAUAUGGUUAUAUAUUUAAAAACAAACAUUGUAUAGUUUUCUAUCUUACACCAAUAAUUAUGGCUUUCGGCUAGAUUUGCGUUUGAUAUUUAGUUCAUAUGAUUUCUUUUUUUAUUAUUAUUUUCAACUAUUGGUGUAUGACAGGGUGGGGCUCUAAUAAGUAAUAUUGUGCUGACCACUAGUGAGAGUUAAUACAUAAAGUAACGAUAUCACGUGAAACAUUGUAUCGUUUAGUUUUGUCAACUGAAUGAUUACUUGUCGAUUCAAUAAAAACUAAUGAUAUAAUGAUGUAUGAAAGGACAUGAGGGGAUUACGUUUGGUGAUGAAUGCAGACGUGCGGAGACUUCGAUUUCAGCAAGACGACAUCGUAAAGUCCUUUUACCGGAAUCGAUAGUCGAAGCGGAGCGUGCGAAACCUGUUUUUAUAAUUCUUUUAUCGAGGGAAAUAUACUUAACCGACCUUGUAUGAUGGUUUUUACAGGAAGCCUGAAAGUGUCGGUCCCAGUUUGGAGCGACGAAUGCAGCGCCUCCAAAGACUAAUUAAUGUUUAUUUUAUGUUAUCGAGUGCUUGCGUUCUAAAUCACUUGGAGCAAGUACAAAGUCCUGUGUCCAUCUUUAUUGCUACCUAUAGAGAAAGAAAACGCUCUAGUCAACGCUAGAUUAGG
Molecule: messenger RNA, 2192 nt
Organism: Phymastichus coffea
Lineage: Eukaryota; Metazoa; Arthropoda; Insecta; Hymenoptera; Eulophidae
Exons: 2
Coding region: 431-1009 (192 amino acids)
Source: RefSeq, a predicted model, not a curated record